GCAGACACUUCUUUUGGUGGAUAAUGGUCGUAGUUGUCCCUUAAGUUGUUCUGUUUUAAGUCUAUUGUUGGCAUUUAUUGUCUAAUGAACUCAUUGCAUCAGACUUAUAUUCUGCUUCGCUUUCAUUUUUAAAUUAAGAAAUAGAAAAAAAAAGGAACGCUAUCUCAUAGGUGACAUUAUGGAUAUAGAAAUGAAUUCUUUUUGUGCAUAUGCUCUUUCAAACUUCUUGAUUUAUAAAAGAAAAGGAUACUAAUGUCCCUGAAUCUCUGCAUUCAGUUAGUAUGGUUCUAAAAUAUGACCAAGCCUUGUUCAAACUUCAUAUUGUAAUAACAGAUAGAUGGUAAUUCAUGUAUAAUGCCUCCAAUCUCCAAUACACACACAUAUAUGUAUAUAUUUGUUUCAUGUCAUGUGAUUAGCAGAAGGAGAAUGUGGUAUUCUCGUGGGUAGUUACUAUUCCAAGACAGUAAAGAAUCACCCAUCCAUUUAUUUUAUUCAUUUAUUUACCUAUUUAGCUAUUUUGGUGCUAUUUGAUAGACAGAGUACCCUUCUUGUAUGUAUGCUUGGCUUGCAUAUGAUGUUGUAUUGCUUUUGUGAAGGUUUUUAAAGGGAGCCUCAAGCAUUGAUCAACAUAUGUAUGCAGAACCAUUUGAAAGAAAUUUACCUGUAAGAGCCACUGUAUACUAAUCCUUUUGUCCUUCAGUUUUGCAAUUGUGGAUCUCCAGCAUCUACUUCCUCAUAUUUUGAUUUCUAUGAAUUUCUUUCUUUGCAUGCUACACCAAGUUUAAGCCAUUUAUUUUGCAACCAACUCACCGACAUGCCAAAAACUUAAGAUAUUAGGUGGAGAUACACGAAUAUUUUUAUUGUAACAACAAUGAACUCUUAAUAGUAGAGUCCAGCAUCAUCGAUUUUCCUAUGUAACCAAAAAAAGAGUCCAGCAUCAGUUAGGAGAAAGAAAUAUUAUGUGAGUUCUCUCUCUUAAUAACACUUACUAUUUAUUAACACUUCUAUCUCCAAUAUUUUCUUUUCCUCAUGAUCUCCUUUAUGCCCACUCCCUCCCUCCCUCCCUCCCUCUCUCUCUCUCUCUCUCUUUUUCUCUCCCCACAUAUUGCUUGCUCACCCUUGGUUGAUGAAUAAUUCUUCCAAUCCAGAAGUGAUAUUGGCUUUCAUGGUCUGAAAACCACUCCCUCCUUUGAAGCAAUAAACUUCUUUUGUAGUUGGAGAAUGAGUAGUGCUUCUGGGACUGUUCAGUGCUUGGAAUGUCUCAUUUCUUGGAUAUCCUGCCUGAGCUGUCCUACCUUAUUCUCAAGCUCUGGAGAAGUUUGCCCCACAUAUUCAACAGGAUAGGUUUACAGAUUUUUCAAUCAAAAGCUGCUGCAAUGAGAUCCUGCGGUGAUGCUAUUGCUACAAUCAAUUCCCGCCUUUCAAAAAAGCCUCCGAAGGUUCUAGCAUCUCUGCCACCUCAGAAGGAGGCGUCCGAAAUGAAGACAACAACAACAACAACAAGGUGCUGAAAAUGAAGGAGAAGGAAGACGAGGAGGGUUCCAACGGAUCAAGUUCCCAGAAUGUUCUUGAUUUCGUGAAUCUCUCCAAAGAUGAUUCUGUUUGUGGGUCGGUGCAAGAGCUUGAUUUUUUCAACUUGGGGAAAACCGCGGUGGGUUCAUCAUCAUCAAGCCGGGCUAAUAACAAUGACAUCAACGACGGUGAAGGCAGAGACGAGGAGAAAACCUCUGAAUCGAAGACUUUCUCUUGUAACUUUUGCAAGAGGCAGUUUUCUUCGUCACAAGCCCUCGGAGGACAUCAGAAUGCCCACAAGCCUGAACGCGCACUUGCAAAGCGUAGACAAGAGCUUCACAACGCUGGUGCUUUUUGCCACCCUCAUUUUCCUUAUUACACUUAUCCUAGUCUCUCAACAUCCCCUUAUUAUGGAUCUUAUAGCAAAGCACUUGGGAUUAGGAGGGAUUCCAUGAUUCACAAGCCAGCCUAUCCUCUCACCCCACCUGGCUUCAGGUUUGGUCAAGGUGCUUCUGCUUGGUCAUCAAUGCAAGACAUGUUGAACAUUUCUUCUCUUGAUAGAUUGAGGAUGGGUCCUGGUUUGAAUCCAAAUAUUGGAGUUGGGAUUCUAGGAAAUGGAGGUUCAAUUAGUGCACCACCACCUUUGAAGGUAGAAGAUGAGGGUAGUAGAACUGCUGGAACCACUCUCCAAUUUGGAGAAUCUUCUGCAAAUGCUGCUGCAAGGUCAAACACAACCCUGGACAAGUCAACUCUGGUUACCACUGGUGAACAUCAUCAGUCCAACGUUGAAGAACCUGACCCUUCUGGGCUUGAUUUGUCUCUUAAACUUUAAAGUUAUUAACUGUUAUCAAUUUUCUUUGUGAUUGCUACACUCCAGUUUGAGUUUUUGCGUAUUUUAUGUUUUUUUAUUAGCUGUCAAAUUCUAUAAUUUGAAAUGCCAUUUUUAGAGUUAAUCGCAGGCAUAUUUUGUUUCCCUUUUCCCCUUA
Messenger RNA from Lotus japonicus, 2498 nucleotides. RefSeq names its product zinc finger protein 6-like. The record is from RefSeq and is a predicted model, not a curated record. NCBI's taxonomy places the organism in Eukaryota, Viridiplantae, Streptophyta, Magnoliopsida, Fabales, Fabaceae. Gene Ontology annotation, biological process: negative regulation of abscisic acid-activated signaling pathway. Bases 1514 to 2344 code for a protein of 276 amino acids. The transcript is spliced from 5 exons.